AUGGCGGCGAGAAACCGGUUGCUCAUCGAGCUCCGAGAGGCCCAGCGGAUGAAAGAUCCUCAAGUUCGUCUGGAGGCCAACCACGACAAUUUGUACGAGUGGACCGCGGUCGUCUCGGGGCCAAAUGAGUCGCCGUACCAAAAAGGCAAGUGGAAGCUGCGCCUGACGUGUCCUUCCACCUAUCCUCUCACGCCGCCGACAGUUACUUUCUUAACGAAGUGCUUCCACCCAAACGUGGACUUCCGGACAGGUGCGGUAUGCCUCAAUAUUCUCCGAGAAUCCAGCUGGACGCCUGCGUGGAACCUCCACUUUGUGUGUGUUGCGAUUUGUGCACUGCUGGACCAACCCAACGCGGACAGCCCCCUCAACUGUGACGCAGGCAACUUGAUAAGGUCUGGAGACCUGAGAGGCUUUCGCUCGAUGGCGCGGAUGUACACUGUCGAGUACGCGAGCUCCGAGAUUCCGCUUGAGUGCGAUGAACAGUAG
This is a messenger RNA of Besnoitia besnoiti, 486 nucleotides long. RefSeq names its product putative ubiquitin conjugating enzyme E2. The coding region runs from base 1 to 486 and encodes 161 amino acids. The transcript has 5 exons. The record is from RefSeq and is a predicted model, not a curated record. NCBI's taxonomy places the organism in Eukaryota, Apicomplexa, Conoidasida, Eucoccidiorida, Sarcocystidae.